CAACCUUUCGUUCUCAUUCUCCUCUGUAUAUAUUCGCUUUACGCAUGCGCACGGUCACAUGGCCUUUUAUGUUUGUAUUUUGAAAUUGUAGAGGGAAGUAUUGUCGCCGUAAAAAUGCCUUAUGCUAACCAACCGAUCAUCAGAAUUAGUGAACUGAAUGAAGAAAAUAUAAAGUUUAUUUUAGAGAAUACAGAUCUAAGCAUGGCAAAUGCCCUACGAAGGAUAUUUAUUGCUGAAACCCCAACAAUAGCCAUCGACUGGGUUCAAAUUGAAAAUAAUACCUCUGUACUUCAUGAUGAAUUCAUUGCCCAUCGACUUGGUUUGAUACCUUUAAAAAGUGAUGAUUUUGUGGAUGGAAUGAGUUAUUGUCGAGACUGCAUGUGUGAGGAGUUUUGUAAUGAAUGUUCAGUGGAGCUGACCUUGGAUGUUAAAUGCAUUGAUGAGCAAACCCGCCAUGUGACCACACGGGACCUUAUUUCAUCAAAUCCUCAGGUCAUGCCGGCAACAUCAAGUGACCAUGACAACGAUGGUGAAGACAAAGAUAUUCUUAUUGUGAAACUACGGAAAGGACAGGAACUAAAGUUACAUGCCUUUGCCAAGAAGGGGUUUGCAAAAGAGCAUGCAAAAUGGAAUCCUACGGCUGGUGUUGCAUUUGAGUAUGAUCCUGACAAUGCUCUCAGACACACAACUUAUCCCAAAGUCGAGGAAUGGCCGAAAAGUGAAUAUUCGCUGUUGGAAGAGGAUGAAUACCAAGCGCCGUUUGAUCCAACAGGAAGGCCGGACAAAUUCUUCUUUAACGUUGAGAGUUGUGGUUCCUUACGUCCAGAAAACAUUGUUUUGUCUGGUUUGUCCAUCUUAAAGAAGAAACUAAGUGAUCUUCAGACUCAACACAGCCAAGAAAUAGCUGCAGACGCCCUCACGAUUACACAUUAAAUCUUUGAGUAGGCCUUCUGUGUACUGGCAAUACCUUAAGUGACCAAAAGAUCUUAAAUCACAUCCACUGCAUCACACUUCUUCAACUGUUCACCACUAAAAGCAGGAUAUACAACUUUUGCCUGGCAAAAAAUAAAGGGUUGGCAAUCUUUCCUACAAAGUAAGAUGUCUUCACUUUCUUAAAACCCAAAUGAAUGUGAAGUUUCACUGAAUAAUGACAAUAACUCGAGCAUCAUAAUAAUUUAUAACCACUUUAAUGUUAAAUAAAAAGUAUGUAAGAAUAUGUUUUA
Xenia sp. Carnegie-2017 is the source of this 1223-nucleotide messenger RNA. RefSeq names its product DNA-directed RNA polymerase II subunit RPB3-like. Gene Ontology annotation, cellular component: RNA polymerase II, core complex. Bases 115 to 933 code for a protein of 272 amino acids. Gene Ontology annotation, molecular function: DNA binding; protein dimerization activity; DNA-directed RNA polymerase activity. Lineage: Eukaryota; Metazoa; Cnidaria; Anthozoa; Malacalcyonacea; Xeniidae. The record is from RefSeq and is a predicted model, not a curated record. The transcript has 12 exons. Gene Ontology annotation, biological process: DNA-templated transcription.